Lucilia cuprina (Australian sheep blowfly) is the source of this 861-nucleotide messenger RNA. RefSeq lists its product as uncharacterized. The transcript is spliced from 3 exons. Lineage: Eukaryota; Metazoa; Arthropoda; Insecta; Diptera; Calliphoridae. The record is from RefSeq and is a predicted model, not a curated record. The coding region runs from base 1 to 411 and encodes 136 amino acids.
AUGCUUAUAUAUUCCAUUUAUUUUGUUAUGGGUCAACGUGGUAAACCGAAAUUAGUGGUUAAAGGUUAUGCUUUCAUUAGAAAUAAAACAACAGCCGAACGUUUAUAUUGGAAUUGUGCUCACACCAAAUCGAAUAAAUGUCGGGCGCAUUUAGAACAAUUGGCUCGUAAAUCUGGCAUUACAAUUACCAGAGGAAGCAAGGGUAAACCGAAAUUAGUGCUGGCUGGCUAUGCCUAUUUUCGCAAUAAUGUCAAAGGUUCAAAGACCUAUUGGCUGUGUGCCAAAAAUCGCUGUAAUCGUUGUAAGGCUAGAAUAAUCACUUGUUCAGUAAGCGGUGAAUUAGUGAUUAAAAAUCAAGAACACAAUCACAUGCCAAGUUUGAAACAAGAAUUGGAAUAUGAAAUAGAUUAAGAAUAUAUAAUGGAAAAAAGUGCAUCAGUAUAUUUAAUUUUUAAAAAUAAAUGUGUUUGUCUUUAGCUAUUUAUUUAAAAAUGUUUAGUUUAGUAAUUAUGUAUAGUUAAUGUAGAUAAACAAUUAAUGUUAUUUGUUUAUUUGUAAGUAAUAAUAUAAUGUUAGUUUUAGUGGACAAAUGUAUUUAAACCAUUAUUCGAAUAUUAAUGAAAACGGGAUAUUUUAAAAAUAUUAUUUCAUUUUCAAAAAGACAGAUGAUUAAAAAAGUUUCUAAACUUUUCAAUCUCUAAUUAAAUACUCUUAGGGUACAUAAUGACAUAAAUAGUAGUAGUAAUCAAAUUUUUUCAAGAUCAGUUUUAGUUUAGUUCUAGUUCAGUUCUAGUUCAGUUCUAGUUCAGUUCUAGUUCAGUUCUAGUUCAGUUCUAGUUCAGUUCUAGUUCAGUUCUAGUU